Molecule: messenger RNA, 3940 nt
Organism: Rhipicephalus sanguineus (brown dog tick)
Lineage: Eukaryota; Metazoa; Arthropoda; Arachnida; Ixodida; Ixodidae
Gene: IleRS
Product: isoleucine--tRNA ligase, cytoplasmic
Exons: 31
Coding region: 140-3697 (1185 amino acids)
Biological process (GO): isoleucyl-tRNA aminoacylation
Molecular function (GO): aminoacyl-tRNA deacylase activity; tRNA binding; isoleucine-tRNA ligase activity
Source: RefSeq, a predicted model, not a curated record
CUCGGCUUGGCCUAAUUACGCGGUCUUUGGCUUUUGUGUCUAGUAGGCCGGCAAGACCGGUGCGUGGUUUUCGCUGCAGUGCAUAUUUCAUUCAUUUGGAUUUCGCUCGGGCGAAAAGCCCAGCCGAGCGACUCCAGAGAUGCAACAAGUCCCUGAAAACAUCAGCUUCUCGGCCGAGGAAGAGAAUAUCCUCAAGAUUUGGAAGGAGAUUGACGCGUUUCAGACCAGUCUGAAACUUUCCAAAUCCCGACCGAGGUAUUCAUUUUUUGACGGCCCACCGUUUGCUACCGGGUUACCCCAUUAUGGCCACAUAUUAGCAGGCACCAUUAAGGACAUUGUGACAAGAUUUGCACACCAGUCUGGCUUUUAUGUUGAACGCCGUUUCGGUUGGGAUUGCCAUGGACUGCCUGUGGAAUAUGAAAUCGACAAGUCCCUUGGCAUCAAAGGUCCCGAUGACGUGAAAAAGCUGGGUAUUGAGAACUACAAUGCAGAAUGCCGAAAGAUAGUCAUGCGAUAUUCCGAAGAAUGGGAGACCAUUGUUACAAGGAUGGGACGUUGGAUAGACUUCAAGAAUGACUACAAGACUAUGUACCCUUGGUUUAUGGAGUCUGUAUGGUUUAUCUUCAAGCAGCUGUACAACAAGGGCCUUGUCUACAAGGGAGUCAAGGUGAUGCCUUACUCAACUGCCUGCAACACACCCCUGUCCAACUUUGAAUCGGGCCAGAACUACAAAGAAGUUGUGGAUCCUGCAGUGGUUGUCAAUUUCCCACUCGACGAUGAGCCCGGUGUCUCCAUGAUUGCUUGGACGACAACACCCUGGACACUUCCUAGCAAUCUGGCUUUAUGUGUCAACCCUGAAAUGAUCUAUGUCAAGCUGAAAGACAACAGCUCUGGCAAAGUUUAUAUAAUGAUGGAAGCAAGACUGGAUAUCCUGUACAAGAAGCCAGAAGAGUACACCAUCUUGGAAAGGUUCAAGGGCAGCACACUUGUUGGCAAGAAGUAUGAGCCAAUCUUCCCAUAUUUUCAGCAGUAUAAAUCCAAAGGUGCCUUUAGAGUGUUUUCUGACAACUAUGUCACAGCUGAGAGUGGCACGGGAGUCGUUCACCAGGCACCAUACUUUGGUGAGGACGAUUACAGAGUAUGCCUCUCUCACGGAGCCAUCACAAAAGAGCAGGAAAUAGUCUGCCCUGUCGAUGCCAGUGGCAAGUUUACAGCACCUGUGAAGGACUUCCUUGGACUCUAUGUCAAGGAUGCUGACAAAGAGAUCAUCAAAGACCUCAAGAACCGAGGUCGCCUGGUAAACCACAGCACAUCCAAGCACAGCUAUCCAUUCUGCUGGCGCUCGGACACUCCGCUGAUCUACCGCGCGGUGCCUUCCUGGUUUGUUAGGGUCGAACACAUGCAGGAGGAUCUGCUCAAGGCCAACUCUGAGACGUACUGGGUCCCCGACUUCAUCAAGGAGAAGCGUUUUGGCAACUGGCUUCGGGAUGCCCACGACUGGGCCAUCUCCAGGAAUCGUUACUGGGGCACACCCAUCCCCAUAUGGGUCAGCGAUGACGGCGAAGAGAUUGUCUGCGUGGGCUCUAUCAAAGAACUUGAAGAACUGACAGGCGAGCAGGUCACCGAUUUACACCGGGAAACGGUAGACAAGCUUGUGAUUCCCUCAGCCAAAGGCAAGGGAACCCUGAAGCGCAUAUCUGAAGUGUUUGACUGCUGGUUUGAAAGUGGCAGUAUGCCAUACGCACAGGUCCAUUACCCUUUUGAAAACUUCAAGGAGUUUCACAACUGCUUCCCCGCUGACUUCAUUGCUGAAGGUGUCGACCAGACACGUGGCUGGUUCUAUACACUGCUGGUCCUGUCAACGGCUCUUUUUGGCAAAGCGCCAUUCAAGAAUCUCAUUGCCAACGGCAUGGUACUUGCCAGUGAUGGCCAGAAGAUGAGCAAAAGGAAGAAGAACUACCCCGACCCAAUGGAUGUCGUGAAGAAAUAUGGAGCAGAUGCUCUGAGGUUGUACUUGAUCAACUCUCCCGUGGUGAGGGCAGAGAACCUGAGGUUUCGCGAAGAAGGCGUUCGGGACAUUCUGAAGGACGUGUUCCUGCCUUGGUACAACGCUUACCGGUUCCUGGUCCAGAACAUUGUGCUUUUUGAGAAGGAACAAGGAGAGAAGUAUGUGUACAGCGAAUCGAAAGCAGGCUCUGCAAACUACAUGGACCGCUGGAUUCUCUCGUACACCCAGAGUUUGGUGCUCUUUGUCAAGGCAGAAAUGAAAGAGUACCGCCUCUACACGGUUGUGCCACGACUGGUCAAGUUCGUUGACCAUUUGACCAACUGGUAUGUUCGGAUGAAUCGGAAACGGCUCAAGGGUGAAGGUGGAAAGGAGGACUGCAAGCAUUCCCUGGACACGUUGUGCAGUGUUCUCUACACCAUGAUCCGGCUAAUGGCCCCUUUCACGCCUUUCCUGACGGAACUCAUGUACCAGAACUUGAGGCACCUUUUCUCUGAACUCUCGUGCAAAGAAGACGCACGCAGCAUACACUACCUCAUGUUGCCGGAGCCAAGGAAUGAGCUCAUUGAAGAGGUGGUGGAGCGAAGUGUCAGCCGGAUGCAGACUGUGAUUGAGCUGGGACGCAUUGUCCGAGAUCGCAAGACUCUACCUCUAAAGUACCCACUGCGAGAGGUCGUGGUCAUCCACAAAGACCAGCAGUAUCUAGAUGACGUGGCAUCACUAAAACAGUAUGUCCUUGAGGAACUGAACAUUAGGCAACUGACUGUAACGGUAGAAAAAGAAAAGUAUGGUGUCCUGAUGAAAGCAGAGCCGGACAUCAAGGCCCUCGGACUGCGUCUCAGGGGUGAAUCCAAGGCUGUCUCUCAAGAGAUUCGGGCCCUGAAGGACGCAACCAUCCAGGCCUACCUCAAGGGUGAAAUGCCCACCGUCUGUGGGCACCAGCUAGAAGCUGGUGACAUCCGUGUCCAGUACAGCUUCUCUGGGGCUCAUGCCGAGGAGUUGUCUAAGCAGUAUGAAGCCCAUGCUGAGGGCGAUGUUCUCAUUUUGCUGGACAUCUCCCCAGACCAGUCCAUGGUGGACGAGGGCCUCGCCAGAGAAGUCAUAAACCGGGUCCAGAAGUUGCGGAAAAAGGCCCACUUGGUGCCCACGGAUGAAGUGGCAGUGCACUUAUCAGUAUCACCUCCGGAUCACCCCAUGGCUGCAGUGAUCAAGUCCCACCAUUCACUAAUAGAAGGUACCCUAAAGGUUCCCCUCAAGAUGGGCAACACAUCCUCCAACACACAAGUCAUCAUUGAGGAAGAUCAUGAGCUGAAGGGCUCCCAGCUGAAGAUAGUUAUCACCAAGCCUAGUGGCAGCACAACAGCUGCUGGAGCCACUGGCAAGCAAGUAGAUGCACGUGACAACAAAGCAUCAGGUUCGAGUGGAACUCCUUACUGUAGAUAUGUGAAUGUUGAGCUGUGUGGUGCCAGCCAGACCAAUGGACUCAAGGCAACUGUAUUGUUGGAAAACCCUAUUGGCCAUAAUUUCGUUGACGUUCCUAGGCUUGAGCAACUGGUCUCAGUAGUUUUCAACACCACAGGAAAGGCAUUGGAAAUCUACAAAUCUCGUGACAAGUCUGCAAAGCUGACGCACAUAACCCCAAACGAUGUGAAGACAUUGCACGGACAGACGCUAUAUGCAUACCUUCGCUAAGACUGUGUCGCUUCCUAAUUUAUCACAAGCAUGGUAGUUGUAGUAACUUAUUCUGGGUUUUCUCUGGUGCUUGGGACUGUAUGAAACUUUUCACACAAAAUGAACUUUCUGUUGUGCUUCUCUGUAUACAGUGCCGCUGUACCCACCCCUCUUCAGUUUUUUCCUGUCCCCUCUCAUCCCAUUGCCUUUGAUGUGCAACAUCAAAGUUCAUUCUAGUAAAUGUUAUCUCUUUUUUGCAUCGUA